Molecule: messenger RNA, 976 nt
Organism: Micropterus dolomieu (smallmouth bass)
Lineage: Eukaryota; Metazoa; Chordata; Actinopteri; Centrarchiformes; Centrarchidae
Gene: mlf1
Product: myeloid leukemia factor 1
Exons: 7
Coding region: 155-937 (260 amino acids)
Biological process (GO): regulation of DNA-templated transcription
Cellular component (GO): nucleus; cytoplasm
Source: RefSeq, a predicted model, not a curated record
GCGUGAGUUCGGUCCUAAAUGAAAUUGUAUUGCCACCUCCUCUAUAGUAACCGAGGCUGAGCGGUGGAGCUGGGACACCAGCGGCGAAAAGGAUUAUUUAUUAUAUUUAAAAUAUUUGCCUCGGCUUUAGGUUACAGCUUCAAAAUCCGUGGACAUGUUCAGCAGUAGUCUCAGGGAGUUUGACGAGGAUCCGUUUUUGUCGGAUCCUUUCCGGGCUCACAGGGAACAUAUGCGGCAAAUGAUGCGUAGCUUCUCUGAGCCAUACGGUGUGCCCUUAAUGCCCAGUAUAAUGGAUGGGAGAAACCGUGGCCGUGAAAUGACAGAGCAUCCUAGCUCAUCCACUGCGCUGAGGGGCGAACACAGGGACAUGAUGAGGAACCCCUUCAGCAUGUUUGACAACAUGAUGGCCAACAUGAAAAACAGGAUGGAGGAGAUGCACAGAAACUUUGAGAAUAUCUCCACAGAUACAAACACCCACUCAUACAGCUCCUCAUCAGUCAUGACAUAUUCAAAAGUUGGAAAUGAGCCUCCCAAGGUCUUCCAGGCGACCUCAUCAACACGCCGUGCCCCUGGAGGGAUCAAGGAGACACGGCGAGCCGUUAAAGACUCUGAGAGUGGUCUGGAGAAGAUGGCCAUUGGUCACCACAUCCAAGACAGGGGCCAUGUUGUUGAGAAGAAAUACAACAAGAAAACAGGAGAGAAGGAGUUCAUCCAGGACUUCCAGAAUCUGGAUGAAUCUGAAGCACAGUCUUUUGACGAUGAGUGGAAGCAGAAGGUGUCAGAGUUUCAGCCAUCUGGCCCCAUGUCUCGCCUAGAGGAACCCCGAGUCCGUGGUGUUCACCGGGCAGCCCUCACCGGCUCCAAGCAGGCCCACAGUGACCAAUCAAAGGGCAAGGCUGAGGGUAAACGCCACACGAAAGGCUCGACAAAGCAGUAAAAACAUCUGUUUGUGUGCUUAUUAAAAGUCUUUCAAGCA